AUGGUCGGCUUGGGUCUGUGGAGACUGGGCAGGCUUUGACUAGGGCGGUAAGGCGAUUUAGGAGGUGUUUGGGGUGGAUUUUUAUGAUUUUUGGGGAUUUUGGAUAGGAUUUUUUGAUUUUUUAGGUUUUUAGGUAAUUAUUGGAUAUUUUUGAAAUUUAAAACAAUUUUUUAAAAUUUUUAACUUUGACUUGACUAAAAAAUCUUAUUUUAAGUUCAAAAAGUGCGCUGAAGUAGGCGUAGAAGUGACCAUUUACUCGAACGGAGAAGCCGCCAGAUUCCCAAAUACCGGUCGAAUCAUAGAAUUACUCAACGAUACUGUAUAUAUGGACGGAGUAACCUUUGUAUCAUCAGCAGGCAACAAUGGACCAGCCUUGUCAACUGGUGGUGCACCAGGAGCAGCUUCUUUGGCCGCGAUCUCAGUUGGAGCAUACAUUCCACCAGAGGGCGUAGACCUGUUGUAUGGUGCCAGAACGAAACAUGAUGGCAACUUGUACACAUGGAGUAGUAGAGGGCCAGUGUGA
Molecule: messenger RNA, 523 nt
Organism: Bursaphelenchus okinawaensis
Lineage: Eukaryota; Metazoa; Nematoda; Chromadorea; Rhabditida; Aphelenchoididae
Source: the annotation of a GenBank genome assembly